AAACUCUGGGCCAUGGACUUGCAUGGAGGAACUUGUGUAAUCAGCUGAGCGCCGUCACCGAGGUAAGAUGUUGGCCGCCCUCAGAAGCUCCGCCCGGCUCUCCCAGACUGUUGGGAGGCGUCUGCAAUCAACACUUGUUAUUGCAGAACAUGAUAAUAACAAACUAACUCCGAUCACACUCAAUGCUAUAAGUGCUGCGAAGAAACUCGGUGGAGAUGUGACGUGCCUUGUGGCUGGAAGCAACUGUGGAAAUGUUGUUUCUGAACUGUCUAAGGCGGCUGGCAUCUCCAAGAUCCUUGUGGCAGAUGCACAGGUUUUGGAGGGUUUUCUCCCUGAACGUCUUGCACCACUGGUAACAGCCACUCAAAGCCAGUUCAAGUUUACUCACAUUGUAGCUGGUGCUACUGCUCAGGGAAAGUCAUUGAUGCCUCGUGUGGCAGCCAAGCUUGAUGUUUCUCCUAUCAGUGAUAUUAUUGAAGUGAAGGCUCCUGAUACUUUUGUCCGCACAAUUUAUGCUGGCAAUGCUUUGAUGACACUUAAAAGCAAGGAUCCUGUCAAGGUUAUUACAGUGAGAGGGACGAGUUUUGAAGCUGCCCCAGCGGAAGGAGGCUCUGCUGCCAGCGAAGAUGUUGCCCUUGGAGACCUUCCUACUGACCUUUCUCAGUUCAUUGGCCAGGAACUCUCCAAGUCUGACCGUCCUGAGUUGACAGCUGCAAAGACAGUCAUCAGCGGUGGAAGAGGAAUGAAAAAUGGUGAAAACUUCCAGCUACUCUACACCCUUGCAGACAAAUUGAAUGCCGCUGUGGGAGCAUCAAGAGCAGCAGUAGAUGCCGGCUUUGUUCCUAAUGACAUGCAGAUUGGUCAAACAGGCAAGAUUGUGGCACCUGAACUCUAUGUUGCUGUUGGUAUUAGUGGUGCCAUUCAGCACCUUGCAGGGAUGAAAGACUCAAAAACUAUUGUUGCAAUCAACAAGGAUCCUGAAGCCCCCAUCUUCCAGGUUGCUGACCUAGGGCUUGUGGCAGACCUCUUCAAAGCAGUUCCUGAGAUGAUAGAAAAGGUUUGAUUACAAAGUUGUCAAAUGUGAUCAGAACACUCUUCACGAGUUAGUGUAAUUUAAUUUUAGCCAUUUCUUUGUAAUCCAGUGCAUAGGUCAAGUUAUGUUUGUGUAUAAAUAUUGUACAUUUGAAUUUCAUACUUUAGAGCAGGGAUAGUAAAACUUCAAUGAAUUAUUUCAAACUUCUGAAUGGAUUUUAAGUUUGGAAAAAUUGUUUUGUUUUAGGGUGGAGCUGCUGAAACAAUGCAAUAUAGUUAAGUGGGUAUUGGAAUAAAAAGUUUCUGUA
Molecule: messenger RNA, 1340 nt
Organism: Eriocheir sinensis (Chinese mitten crab)
Lineage: Eukaryota; Metazoa; Arthropoda; Malacostraca; Decapoda; Varunidae
Gene: wal
Product: electron transfer flavoprotein subunit alpha, mitochondrial-like
Exons: 8
Coding region: 68-1063 (331 amino acids)
Cellular component (GO): mitochondrion
Molecular function (GO): flavin adenine dinucleotide binding; electron transfer activity
Source: RefSeq, a predicted model, not a curated record